ACAAUUUUUGUGUGUAACAUUAAUUUGACAAAAGUGGAUUUGCAAUUAACUGAAUAAAAAGAAUUGUUCUAUACUUCCAAUGUGUAGAUACGUGGUUAACUAAAAUUGGAAAUGACAAAUUUUCUUAAACAAGAGUCUUAGGAUUGUAAUGAAUUGGCAACAGAUACUUAAACCUAAAAAUCUUUAUUUCUGGGUCACGGUUUUAAUAAGCAACAUGUCUGCCUUUACUAGCGGAACGCAUCUAGUUUGGUUAGUACCCGUUAUGCCAAUAUUAAAGGCAGAAAAGACACCUCAAGAAAAUCCAUUCAAAAAAGCCAUAACACCCAACCAAGAGGCAUGGAUUUGGGCAAGUUUCUCCUUAGGUGCCAUUAUAGGUCCCCCAUUGGCUGCAUUUACCGUUGACAAAAUCGGAAGAAAAAAUACUCUAAUGCGUUGUGUUGCUGUUCCAUACUUUGUGUCUUUUCUUAUUUUGGGAUUUUCUGAACUCGUUUUUCUUUACUACAUCGGUAGACUGUUGGGUGGCUUUGCACUGGGCAACUUCUUCGUGACCCUUCCAAUGUAUCUCGGCGAAAUUUCACAGUUAUCCCUUCGAGGGAAGGUUUUGUCAUUGAUUAAUUUAUUCCAAUGUUUGGGGGUGCUGUUUUCUCUAUUUGUGGGCCCACGUUUAUCAAUUACUUCCUACGCCUUCUUGUGUUCCCUUAUACCUGCUGCUUUCUUUAUCAUCUUCAGUGGUUUUUUCGACACCCCGUACUUCUAUCUCUCCCGUGGGAACAUUUCGGAAGCAGAAAAGGUGUUAAUGAAACUACGAAAUGCUACACAAGAAGAAGUCAAAGACGAACUGGAGAUGCUGCAGGUUGCAAUCGAAAAUGAAAGGGAAGAAAACAUAUCAUUCAAACAACUGUGUAUAAGGUUAAUGAUGACAAGGGAACUGUUUAUGACAAUGGGCUUAAUGGCGUUCCAACAGUGCACCGGUUCGGAGCUAGAAGGGAGUGUAGUGACUGAAAUAUCAGCAGAAUUAACGGGUUGUAUUUACGGUGCGAUCCAAGUAUUGGCUUCUAUUGUAGCACCCUUCAUCAUAGACCGCACUGGUCGAAAAUUGCUUCUUUUUAUAUCAGGAAUGGGGAUGAUGAUUUCCAAUUUUGGUGAAGGGGUAUAUUUUUUUAGUAGAAAACACAAUAUCAAAAGUGUAGAUCAAAAAUCGUGGCUAGGAAUACUGUCAUUAAUUCUUUUCCAAGUUGCGUUUAACAUAGGAUUCGGUCCUGUGCCGUGGGUUAUCGUGGGGGAGAUUUUUCAACCUACAAUUAAAAAAAUCGCUAUAAUGGUAACAGUGACAUUUUGUUGGUCCGUUAAUUUAUUGGUUUCAUACUUUUUUCCAAUAAUUACGCAUAUUUUGGGAAAUUACUACGUUUCAUGGAUUUUUGCUUUGAUUUGUGUGCUAGCUGUGUUCUUUACCCAAUUAUUCGUGAUUGAAACCAAAGAUAUGAAUUUAGGCCAAAAAGUGGGGUCUAACAAGUAA
Agrilus planipennis (emerald ash borer) is the source of this 1516-nucleotide messenger RNA. Its product is annotated as facilitated trehalose transporter Tret1-like. Gene Ontology annotation, biological process: transmembrane transport. The record is from RefSeq and is a predicted model, not a curated record. Gene Ontology annotation, cellular component: membrane. The coding region runs from base 149 to 1516 and encodes 455 amino acids. Gene Ontology annotation, molecular function: transmembrane transporter activity. Lineage: Eukaryota; Metazoa; Arthropoda; Insecta; Coleoptera; Buprestidae. The transcript has 3 exons.